GCGUUUGUCUGCUUAUAGUGUUUUUAAGGCUAUAAUAAUGUAAAUUAAAUGUCAAUAAUAUUUAUAUCAAUUGAUAAUUAAUUUUAAGUACCAAUUGAUAUGAUAUUAAUAGUGACUAUCAUUGGACACAAUGGAUGUUAUCAUUAUAGACCAUCACUGAAGACAUGGUCACAUUGUUAUUGGUUUUGAUAUACAAAUUAGUGGCCAAAGAGCUCACAUUCGGCAGUCAUGGCUCUAACAGUCGUUGACGGCUUUCGAUCGGUUCUCACAGCGAAGACAUUACUGUUGAUGACUGUCUUUGCUGUGUUUGUCAUCGGAAUCAUCGACUACUCGUUGAUCACUGAGAAGAAUGGCUGUGAAAUGACUUUUAUGUUUCAAUUUCCGCAAUUUAUUUUGAUCCCAUUUACCCACCGAUUAUCGCAAAAGUAUCCCAACUAUAAUCUAUACGCCUAUGGAGAGGGAUAUUAUGCACAAAGUCUUCGUGAUGGUGACUUCGAUGGCGUUCCCGUUGUAUUUGUUCCGGGAAAUCGUGGUUCAUAUAAACAGGUCAGGUCAUUGGGUUCAGUUGCUCUUCGCAUGUCUGAUAAAUACUCGACAUUUCAUUUCAAUUAUUUUACUGUUGACUUAAAUGAGGAAUACUCAGGAGUUAAUAGUAUUCAACUCCAAAGUCAAACACAAUUUCUUAAAGAAUGUAUCAUAAAAAUAGUUGAUUUAUAUGACCAAAGAGGAAGAAAUGUAACACUUGUGCUCAUUGGCCACUCAAUUGGUGGUGUCAUAAUCAGAUCUGUGCUAUCAUUGCCAGAAGUUGAGCCAUAUUUGAAAAAUAUUGAUUUAAUUAUAACUUUAGCCACUCCACACAAAUCUCCGGUUGUUCCCAUUGAUAUUCAAAUGACAAGAUUUUAUAAGUUAGCUGAAGAAUUUUGGGACCAAAAUCGUGAUAAUAGCUUAAGACAUAUUAAUUUGAUAUCAAUUGGUGGUGGCUUUAAUGAUAAGUUGGUCCGUUCAGAUCUUACCCGAUUGAACAAUAAUUAUAGCAAUGAUUUAACAAUAGUAACCACAGCUAUCGAUGAUGUUUGGGUUUCAACGGAUCAUUUAUGUAUUGUUUGGUGCAAACAAUUAGUACUUAAAUUAACUCGACUUCUCUUUGAUUUAAUUGAUAAGAAGUCACUUAAAAUGUUUGAAAACUAUUCGGACAGAAAUAGGAUAAUUCGUUACCAUCUUUUGGAGAGAACUUUAGAGAAAAAUUAUCCCAAUUUUGUUAUUCCAAAUACAAUUAACUUAACACCAAAUGGAGAGUGGAGUGAAAAUUUUGAAAGGAUUAUUAAACUUAAGAAACCAAAGGUUAUUAUAGUUUUAAACCAAAUGAAUAUAUUACUGCCAUUAAUACGAAGAGAAACCAUUGUCAUUCAAUUUAAGGGCUAUUAUAGACAUAAUUGGCUUAUGGCUUGUAGUCCAACCAAAUUGAAUAAUAAUAUUACUUAUUGCGAAAAGGGUCACUUACUUCACACAUAUGUCAAACGGAUGCCAUCAAAACCUCAUGAUAUUGAACGUCGUGUUUACAAAGGUCUAUCAUCUCUCUUACUUAAUAAAGGAUAUACACACCUAUUACUAGCAAUUAGUUCAUCAGUGGAACCAAUUGACAUACAGAUCGAUCGGUUCACGACAUCCAUCCGAAGCAAAACUAUAAUUAUGCCAAAUCUAAUGCAAAGUCUAACAAUGGUAUUCUCGCCAAUCACUAUAAUGGACAUUGCAGUCAGUGAAGAGACAACAUUUUACAAUCUUAGUCUUUCGGGACUCAAUCAUAUUUGGCACACUUAUUGGAUACAAAUGGAAACUAUUUCAUGUUAUACCAGCGCUUCAAAUAUCGGUUAUCUUUAUUUUUCUAUUCCCUGGAAUAAAGAGAGUCAAUAUCAAUACAUAUUACCGAAGCGCAGGUCAUCCACUCAAAUGACACUAAAACUAAAUUCGCCGAAACCUAAAGAUUUUAAAAGUUUAAUUAAUCCCACACUUUAUAUAUUGGUUGACCCAAACUGUAGCUAUAAACUACAUUUAAAACCAUCCAUUUCUGAAAUAAUUGGACAAAUACUAAGACAUUAUGGACUCAUAUUGUUACCAAUGAUUGUAUCAAUUGUGAUAUCUAUGUUAUCCACACAAAUAAUACCUAAUAAACAAAUCAGCUCAACAAACGGUGAUAUUCAUAAUAAUAAAUUUUUCAAUAAUAUACCAAAAUAUUUAUAUAUACAAUCAAUUGAAAUAAUUAAACAAUACCGAUUGGUUUCGAUAAACGGGUUGCUUAUAUUAUCACCUUCCAGUUUGGCUUUAUAUUUUAAUUAUUCAGAGAUGAAUUCGAUGACCUCAUGUCUAAUGUGGUAUCAGUUAAUCAUUCUCUACCUCUUUCUCUAUUCAACAGCACUGUCGAUAAUAUUCGUCUUUUUCUCAAUUAUGACACUAAUAUUCAUCUCUUUGUCAUCACUUGUAGUAUAUCUUAAAAGCAGAUUCACUGUCAGUCUCAACAAAUCAAACAUAAGUCAAGAAAAAAGCUUUAAAAUAAAAUUAAUUCCGUUAUUGAGUUUAUUUGUGAUUAUAUUGAUUGGCAUUAUUUAUAAUUCUGCUUUGGCACUUUUGGUCACCUUAUUAUUGCAUAACAUUCAGUUAAUACACUUAUGCAUUAAGUGUCAAUCAAUUGAACGUCGAUUGGGUGUGGGUUCAGAUGUUUGCCUAUGGAAUCUUCACUUAACAUUAUUAGGACUGUUAUAUUUGUCAACCAUUCCCUCAAUUCCAUUGUUAUUGGAUUGGAUUAAUUUGAAACUACCUGUUCUCUAUUUUGUUUGGUCCGAUCCAUAUCUUAUACCCGGUUUAAUAUCGAUGAUUUCAUUUCCGGUUAUUUGGCACCAGUAUUCUGUAAUUAAUAUAAACAAUAAUCAAAGAAACUAUUUGUCGAUUAUGUUGAAAGCAAUGGCUAUAUUGGCGUCAAUUAUAUGUCAAUUUAAUUACUUGAAUAUAUCGAUAAUUAUAUCGGUUUCGUUGCUAUUAUUAAGUAUUCAACACUUUGUUGAAUUGUUUGCGAACCGGAAUCUAAAGUGUGAUUAAAAUUUAUUUUAGUUUUAUAUAUAUAGUAAUA
This is a messenger RNA of Oppia nitens, 3121 nucleotides long. Its product is annotated as GPI inositol-deacylase-like. Gene Ontology annotation, cellular component: endoplasmic reticulum. Gene Ontology annotation, molecular function: phosphatidylinositol deacylase activity. The transcript is spliced from 15 exons. NCBI's taxonomy places the organism in Eukaryota, Metazoa, Arthropoda, Arachnida, Sarcoptiformes, Oppiidae. The record is from RefSeq and is a predicted model, not a curated record. Gene Ontology annotation, biological process: endoplasmic reticulum to Golgi vesicle-mediated transport; GPI anchor metabolic process. Bases 229 to 3090 code for a protein of 953 amino acids.